Messenger RNA from Macrosteles quadrilineatus (aster leafhopper), 5653 nucleotides. RefSeq lists its product as uncharacterized. The transcript is spliced from 22 exons. The record is from RefSeq and is a predicted model, not a curated record. Lineage: Eukaryota; Metazoa; Arthropoda; Insecta; Hemiptera; Cicadellidae. Gene Ontology annotation, biological process: spermatogenesis. The coding region runs from base 544 to 5271 and encodes 1575 amino acids.
CACAACAGGUUCACGUUUUGUUUAGUUUAAUAGUUUCGUCAAGUUUUGCCAAGUCUCGCAGUGUUGCAGUUCGAAUCAUGAAACAAAUUUAUAAUUUACAGUACUAGCUCAAACAUUUAUUAGGCUAUAUUUGAAUUUUAAGGUUCCUUCAGAACUGUAGCCAAUAACUUAAAAUUAGGAGGCUUUGUUUUGCUGAGCUGAACUAGGCUAGAUAAUAGCUUUUGUGAUCCUGAAACUAAAACUAGCCUAUUAGCCAAUUUCCUUCUUUACGUUUUUUAAACGAUUUGUCAAAUAGCAAACUACGACAAGUGACUCUAGGCAUUCAUUUUAUCAAUUAUCUACGUAUUCCCUGAUUAACCUAGUUGUUCAUUUCAAUAACCAUUAAGUAGGCUAAAAUGUCAUCGGUGACAGUUCUGUCUUAGCGUGGCCUUCCUUGCUUUCUUAGAUGCUGGGUCGGGGUUAAUAGACGCCACAGAACUGUUUGACAUGAACAAACGAAGUUUUGGUUAAUUUUACACCUCCCUUUUCCAGAUCUUAAAAAAAAUGGCAGACACUGAAGAGAUAAAGCUAAUAAUUAAAGGCAUUUUAGUUUCAAAUCCAAAUGUCUUAAAAGCAAAUGCAUUACUGAAGGAAUGUGAAGCACAUCUUGAAGGGGAAAUCCCCCUCAGAAAACUUGGAUUUAAGAACUUUGUAGAGUUUUUGAAAUCCAUCCCAGCUGUUGUCCAGGUUCAGGCGGGAUAUGACUACAACCCAGAAGUGUACCCGGUUGUGUCUAACAAGAGCAAACACAUAGACCAGUUGGUGUCGAGGCAGGUAUCGAGGCCGCCCAAGAAGAGAGGAUUUGACAGACCUACGAGGAGACGUCGGGGUGCGGCAGAGUCUCGUCCUCCGUCACGUCCCCCUGCAAGAUAUAGACCCAACCAGAGCAACAAUGCCUACAGUUCGAACAGUUACACAAAUAGCACAAGGUAUCCCUCGAACAAUGGACCUUGCAGCUCCAAAAGCUUAUCCUCUCAAGCAGACGAACGUAGCAACCAAGUUUAUUACACUCAAGAUGCUCCACAGUCCACAUCCGCAUAUGCUACAGAAGGAUGCAUCCCAGCAGGGUACGAAGAUGACGAUGAGGAUGAUGAUUGGUUGGAAGAUGAAUUAGAUUCGGAAGAAGAGAUGUUCCAACAAGUGACUCAAGCGUAUGCCAAUAGGAACGGAACAUCCUCCAUAACCACACCACCUUGUGAAGGAGCUGCAGCGGAUUGUUACGACGAAAAGACUGGUCAGAAUGAAUACUUGGAGGACAGAUGUUAUAUCAGUGAUAAAAUGAUCACCAACUUCAGAUCAAUCCUGGAACAUCAUUCAGAAGGCAUUUGGGCUGCCGAGCUUCCAUCGUUGUACCAUAAAAACUUUGGAGUCCGAUUUGAGCUCCACGACUUAGGAUACAGAAAUAUUUUGUCACUGGUAUCAUCCUUGCCUAAAGUGUUCUCUUUUAGAAGAGAAGGACCGCAUGAUUGGAAGCUCUAUGAUGCUCGAUACGUCACCCAAGAAAGUCUUGACGCCAAAGGAGAAUUCCUUAUAACAGAAAGCGAAGAAUACAUACCCGACUCCAUCAUCACUAAUGUUAAAGAACUUUUGAAGAAAAACAGGAGUGGAUUGAGGAGUACGGAGCUACUGGAAUACUAUCUUGAAGAAUACAACAAACCAUUGAAGCUAGAUUUGCUCGGAUUGACGAUGAAUGAGUUUGUUAACCACUUGAGAAAGCAUGUGUCUGUAAAAACUUGUAGUGAUUACUACUUUUUGUUACCAAAGCAUGAGCGCAUAUCGUACGAAGCAUUACAGCCGCCUGAAAAGGAUGAGAGAUUGUUUGUUACUGUGGAGUCCCUGAGUGGGAUGGUACCCUCAGAGGUGGUCAAGUAUGGUGAGGAAAUUCCGAUGCAAGCCCUUCCUCCUGUACAGGACUCUGGGCCUGACGAUCCUCUUAUGGAGUUAGAAGUGCGCAUAGGCGAAGUUAUGUCUCCAACCUACUUUUACUUCAUGCUAAGCAAUUCCUAUGAAAGUCUAGAAAACAUGAUGGAUGACUUACAUUUUUUGUACCAAAGGGAAGAGGAUAAGUAUAAAAUACCAAUACCAUACAUAAGAAAAGACCUCUAUUGUGCCGUGAAGUAUUGCGAGUUCUGGCAUCGAGCAAAAGUAGUGGAAGUCAAGGGUAACGGUAUUGCUGCGAUUGAGUACAUUGACUACGGAACACCAGCCACCAAAGAGUGCUCACACCUUCGUUUCUUGACCAAAGACUUUGCACAACUACCGGCGCAAGCAAUUUGCGGCAAGCUCAUCGGUGUGAAGCCAAAGAAUAAUGAAACCAAAUUUACAAGAAAAGUCAAUGACGAGUUUUUGGAUAUGGUCACAAACAAAAGACUGAUAGCACAUGUGUACCAAGUCACUGAAAGGUUUCUUCACAAACAGACAAAAGUACAGUUCGAGAUAAUCCUCUUUGACACUGAAAAUCCUAAAGGGGAAAUAGUACUCAACGAUCAUCUGAUAAGGACAGGGCUGGUCAGUCCCAUCCCGCCUGAGGAAAGUUUACCCCAAAAACUGGAGCCUGAGACUAACCCAAUCUUAGAAAGUGAUCCCAACAUGUUAUCCACAAGUAAUAUUCUAUUCAGUGAUGUAUCCCCCGAAGAAAAUGGCACACCACCUACCCUUCUGCCGAGUGGAAAUGCGUCAUUACCAGAAGACAUCUCUUCAAUAGCGAGUGGAUCAACUUUACUUCCAGGAGAUGACCCCUCGAUAGCGCUUCUACCUAGCUCGAAUAUACCAGAGAAAAAAAUUACUACAAGGCCUCCUCCGGGAUUCAAGCCUCUUCCUGGUACAUGUCAAAAAGAAGAGCCUCAGAAUAUUGAUAUGCCAUCGGUCACGGCUUCGUCUACUGACACUAGCCAAGACCAGUCCUCCACCAUCAUACAAGUGCACAACUACUACAGUUAUUCCUAUCCUUCCACGUUGGGAUUGCCAGCUGCUUACAAUCAGCCACCACCGAACCCUUCCAAUUUACCUUAUGCAGGUCAUCCGCUUUACCAAUCAAAUUCCCAUAUUUUGCCGUACAACCAACGUAUCCCUUCAACCAAUCUUUACCCACAGUAUCAACCUGUUCUGCCACAACAACCCUUACCUCUUACUUCUUAUUUUGUACCAAAUCAGAUGGCAUUUCAACCUUUAACUUACUUUGUGAAUCAACCUGUCCGGCCUAGUUACCAGAAUUUCCCUUCUAGUGCUAGCAUUUGCCCACAUUCUUCACCUUUCCCUACCUCUUCUUAUCCCACGUCUAGUCCAGUCAACCCCAGUUCUUCGCCGAUUGGCUCAUCAGGACGUUCAUCCUACUCUGGUGUUCCCGCUCCAACCACUGUUUCUGAUUGGGUAAAUAAUCUGCCACCAGUGUUAACCAAUGCCUCUAUGACCAAAGAUGAGACUAUUCUUCAACCAGUAACUCCACAACCGCCAUCUAAAAGUGAGGUUCCCAUCGUUAAUGACAUCCCUCGGCCUGCUACACCCCUGACUCCAGCUUCUGCAGAAGUCGCUAACAUCUGCAAACACAGCAGACCCACUUCUUCUGCAUCUCAAGCCUCUGAGAAAUAUACCAAAUUCAGCCCUCUUCACAAAACCAACUCUGAAGAUAGAAUACCAUUUAAAAGUUCUAUUGAAAACAUUCAAAAAGAGGAAGAAAAAAUGUCAAUUAAAAGUUUGAAUAAUAACACACUAAAAGAGGAAGGAAAAAUGUCAUUUAAAAGUUUGAACAACAAUGCACAAAAAGAGGAAGAUGAAAUGUCAUUUAAAAGUUUGAUUGAUAACGCACAUAAAGAGAUGGUCAAGCUAAUGUCCAGAUCCACUCCCUUGGAAUCCAAACUCGAAUCUCCUCAACAUGAGAUCAUUUUGGAUAAUGAGGUGCAAGAAGCUUUCUCACUUCGUCCAAGCAGCCUUGAGCAGUUGUCUACGUGCGGCAGCCUUGUUAAGUCAGUGUAUUCUCCUUCUUCGAAAGAUGACUCGAGUGACGACUAUGCUAGUGCUCCUGAAGAACUCGAAGAAGUCAAUCACCCACUGGCUAGCUUAGUUUUGAAUAGUCAUCCAGUCUUGACUGAGCAAGAAUCAACUUUGACUGAGCAAGAAUCAAUUUUGACUGAAGAAGAGUCAACUUUGACUGAACAGAAUCCAACGACUGAGGAGCAACUGUUUCUGUAUGAGCAACAUCCAUUGACUACGGAACUCCCAGUCUCCUCUGAACGAUUAUUGAAUGAACAAAAUGCAUUACUUACUGAAGAGCAAUCAGUAUUUCCCAAGCAGAAUCCAGUUGAGAAAUGUGAACCUUGUGAUGACAGUUUUUGGGACAAUCUUGAUAUAGAUGAUACGCCACUUACCGAAGCUCAUCUUCCCUUUUAUGAUAUUGAAGAACAGUUACAACUAAUACUGGAUAGAAUAAACACACCUACAGAUGAGUCUGGCAUAAAGAUUGAGUGCCCUGAAGUAUUAGAAAGCGUGAAUGAACCAAGGAAUGUGUCAGUUAUGGAGUUUGAGUGCCCUGAAAUAAUAGAAAGUGUAAAUGAACCAACAAAUGAGUCAGUUAUGGAGUUUGAAAACCCUAAAGUAUUAGAAAGUAUGAAUCAACCACUAAAUGUGUCAGUUAAUGUGAAAAACGAGAGCCCUAUAAAAUUAGAUAGUACGAACACCCCACCAAAAGAGUCCGUUUUGGAUAAUGAAACCUCUAAAAGGUCGCCCUUGUUAAAGAUCAGCCAAAUUCCGAUGAACUGGAAGGAUGCUUUUGACCCGGAUGCUUUAAGCAUCUCAAGAAAAGUUGAUAACAACAACGUACAAAAAAAACCACCUCCAGAGAAGUUUGGAGUAAGAAAAGUUCCCGUUCAGAUAAUAGGAAUUGAGAAUAAACCGUUCCAUCUGCUCUUCGUAGACAAAAAGCCAGCAAUCGUGGCCUUGGAGUUCCUAAGUCAGUUUGUACAGGGCAGACCUCACACAAAUGUGAAAGUGCUCGAAUUGGACGAGUCUAUAAAAUUCUUCACCAUAAAUCAAACAAGUCAUCCUGAAAUACUCGCUGAAUUGAACAAACUUGACGGAUUUUUUGGAGAAGUUGAAAGGAAGGCUAUUCUAAAAAUGAAUAAAGUACUCGUAUUGAAUUUAGCUGACAUUCCAAAAUGUUUGGGAGUUUUAAACAAGAGGAAUGAGCCUCUUUUUCGUGAUAUCAAGAGACUGAUUGACGAAUGUUCAAAGCUUUGAUCAACCUUUCUCUCACAAGGCAACGUACUCAAAGUUAGUUUUAGAUUAUGACAGCCUCUGACCACAGUGCCAAUUUUAUGUACUUAAGUGCCUUAGUAUGUAAAAACGUUCAAAAAUGCCAAAUCGUAUAGAGCAACAAUUGAAACUGUUGCAAAUAGAAACAGUCCGACAUAUUUUUAUAUCAUGUUGUUGCCUUCAUAAAGUUGAGUCACCAAGUAUUAAAGGUUUUUUAGGGAUAUUAAUUUAAGUCAUUUUGUACUAUUUUGUAUCUUUAGUAACAUGUAAGUUGUGUAAAAAAAGUUGUUUGAACUUUAUCUCACCGAUAUUAAGUUUCUCUUUGUGAAUAAAUAUCUAUAGUUCCUCUACUUUGUUAGAUAUAAGU